This is a messenger RNA of Amborella trichopoda, 4812 nucleotides long. The record is from RefSeq and is a predicted model, not a curated record. Lineage: Eukaryota; Viridiplantae; Streptophyta; Magnoliopsida; Amborellales; Amborellaceae.
CUGUCUCCCUGAUACUGCAUUGAAUCUAUCCUGGUCAAGGCCCAGGAGAUAAUGCCGUUAUUGAUAUUCUCUUGGAUCACCAAAGUAUUAGACCUUGUGCCGCUAAAAUUCUAUUGAUAUUCUCUUGGAUCACUAAAUUAUUAGACCUUGUGCCUCUAAAAUUAUAUAUGGUGUUCCCCAAAACUCCCUCGCUCACAUUACCUCAGAAGAAAAUGUCAUGGGUGGAAGUCUGUGGGACAAAUAGAAAGUCACCAAGACCUAAGUCAUCUCAGGCUGGCUCAGUCAGUUCAAAAUAAGUCCACAAUGUAGGUAUGCAGUUAGCAAUUUACAGUGGACUAGGUGGUCUCUAAGAAAUUGUACACCUUUCAUGAAACUUGAAGGCAAAAGUUUGGGAUUUGGAAGCUUGAUGCUAUGCAUGAUCCCUAGUACCCAGCAGGUAGACAAGUCAUUUGAAAACCUGGACUCUAGGUAGGGCAAGUGAUCCUUGACUAGCUGGGUUCGAUGUGAAUGUCCUAGAUUAGGAGACAAUAUGUGAUAGAAGGAUUUGAUCAUGAAACAGCCUAUACAGCCAUGUGACGAAAUCAGUCUAUCAGUACCAGACUUGGGAACAAAGAGGGAAUUAACAUUCUCUCAAGAUGGCAAAACUCCAGGAUCGCCUUAUUCCAUUUGUCUCCAUGAGUGUGCAGAUCCCAUGUUAUAUUAUUAUCUAACCAAUGAGUAUAUCCCCAUUUUGUAUUUUUCCAUACAUGUAACUGCUUGUAAUUCGACCGUUCCUUCAUAGUUUCAAAGUGGCUUUUAUCAGGCUCUUCUUGUAAUUCCUCAUUUCUAACAGUUAGAACUCGUCCAUUUUCACUAUAAAUCCUUCUCUACAAAUAUAAGUUUCUAUUGAGAUAAAAUGUACAGUCUUCAUAUGUGUGCUACUGCUUUUCAUGAGUUUUAUUCGGCUUUGGGCAAUUCAGUUAUGGUAUAUAUCUUUUAUAGGGUCUUCAUCAGGCACCCUUUCAAAAGUCCAAAUUGAAUAUUGGGCUGGCCCAAUCCGAGGGCCACAAAUUAAUUUGUUCUUUAUUGUUAUUUUUAUUGAUAAAUUCAAUUCAUAUGAAAAUUGGGAGGUACAUAUGAAAAUUAAAUAGUUCUUUAUUGUUUACAAGAUAAUCUCGGUGGAUUUGGAUCUUUUAGAAAAUAAGGUUUAGAAAUGAUUUUGAUAAUUGAAACAGUAGGCUUGGAAAGAAAGUUGUGUGGGAUCCAGCCAUAAGUAUAUAGAGAAACAAAAGUUCAUAUCAGUUAACCCUUCUCCAAAAAAGAAGAAAAAAAGAAGUCUAUAUAGCAGCUAGGUGCUGCAAGUUCUUGCUUAAAAUCUGGGAAAUAGUGAACCUAAUUGCUACCUAGUGUUUUGAAGGGAAUAUUUAGAAAACUAUAAGAAAGUAAAAAGAACCGAGAAUCCUAGAUCUGUAAAAACUAUACCUAUGAGAAGCUGAAAAUGAAGAGAAAGUAAAAGAAAAUGACCACCAGGCCUUACUGCUUGGCACCCAGAGCAAGGAGAAUGGAUUAGCUCCGGGUUGUGGCUAUCCUGGAGAUUUGAAAGCUUCCGAAGUAGAUCAGAUGCCGAAAAGGUAGGUAGAAUGUUGUAUAUGGCUUAAUUGAUCCAGAGUUUCUAUGGAAGAAUAGGCGUGUCUAGAGGUUUAUAGGUCAUGGUUAGGUUCUUGGAAUGAGCUGGAAGCUUAGUGUUUUGGAAUUUUUUGGAAUUGGGGAGACUUAAGGAAGCCUGGGAGAGAAUUCCAGUAGGGAGGCUCAGAGGACUUAGAGGGUCCCCAAAUUCUGACAAGAGAUUAGGUUUUUCCAGGAAGGGUCAAGAUUGGCGUAAGAAAAUGCAUCAAAAAGGAUCAUCUCUGACUUAGACACUUUCCUUAGAUACGCUUUAGGGGCCGUUAUUUGGUGUGACGGUAAAAGGCUCGGGUAGCCAGCGCAGGAGCGUGGGUUCGAGUCAUGAGAGCGGCCACGUUGUGCAUAAAAAGUUAAAGGUUAGGAUCGUUUCCAGCUCAGCCCUCCCGGGACCCUGCGAAGGAGGGACCAGCUCCGGGUUACGGCCCUUCUAUCCUAUAAUCAGAUUACCACACACCCUAUAAAAAUCUAAAACCAAACCUCUAGGGACCCUGAAUCUCAACUUCUUCAAAUCUUAGUAAAAAUAGGUCAACCUAUAGUCCGUCUUGUAGGAAAUUAUAUGAGCUUCCUAAUAGUCCAAGAAUUACAUCAGUCAUGUACUCCGUAGGGAAGAUAUAGCUGAUUUACUGAAAAAUCUUGGAAUAAUGCAAGGGCCUCUAUAGGUGAACUAUGUCCAGGAUCCCUUAGUGCUACUGCCGGACCCAGGAAACCUUCUAUUGGAUGCCAUUUCCAUGGGCUGUACCACUUGAGAAGCUUCUGGAAGCUCCGAGAACAUAUCUAAGGUGGCAAGGACAUGUUUUGAGAUGCUUGCUUUGAUCACAUAAUCCUGGCUGUUAUUGAAAAUCCUAAUAUUUUAUCAGAACUCUAUACAUACUUCACUUCAGGGAGAGUUUAGGAUCCCUCUAAGUUGUUCUCUAAGCGUCCCCAAGGUUUAGAUUAGAGAUUAGAGUUCUCUCCUGAGGUUUGUUAAUCUCCUCCAUUUCCUCAAAAAAUAAAAAAAUAAAAAGAGAGAGAGAGAGAGAGAGAGAGAAGCAUCUUGUUCCAUAACUCGCUGUGGACUCUAGAUCUAUUACCUUUAAGCUACUUGCAACUAUUCCAACUAUUUUUUUUGCCCUCUGAUACACUUCAAAAGCUCUCUAACAUUGCAUUGGGGAUCACCACAAUACGUCAAAGUUUACUACAGGUCCUGAAUAUUAUACUGGAGCGUAUUAUUUGUGGCUUGUUGGAUGUAGCUGAAGCGGAAUCAUCCAUCACUCAUUUGUGAAUCUCUUAUAUCACCUGUCACCUUUGUUGCAACCCAAAAGCAAAGCAAUAGCCAAUAAGAACAUCUGUAAUUAUUUAGAGGCAAUUACUACGUUUAGAUUCUAUACGAAUGGAGUGUCUUAGGGGGCAUAUAGGCUUCUUAGUAUGCUAGUUAGUCUGUGCUUGCUUGAAUUGGCAAAGUUGGUGAACAGCUGCUUGAAUUGGUCCACUUAUUUUUUUAAAAUGUUGGUGAUAUAUUUGUAUUACUGUACCAAAAAAUUACAACGUAUUAUUUGACCCACACCAUGUGGCCUGCUUUGAUAUCCAUAUACAAAGUACAAACAAUGGUGGUUAGGAAGAGCACAGUAUACAUCAUCUGUGAAACCAAAAAACCAAGAAGCUCUUAUGAUCAAAACUGGGGAACCAAGCUCAAAACAUUGCUGGAUGGGUUCCACCUGUGAGUUGUGUAGCCGCUCCUUCUCUCACGAGUGCAUCCGCACUAGAGAUGGCUUCUCACCAUGUAUGUUGAAAGAAUAUGUGAAUAUGCCUUUGGAGGAAAGAAAUGUGCUCAAGGUACCAUCGGCAGGUGGAGGCACCGGAGGCCCAUGCUAUAGCAUUUCUUGAGUCUCCCUCUAUGACGAAGAAGUCCCCCAUUCACUUUUGUAUCUCUUGAUGCCCUCUAAGAGUGCUCCAUCGACUAUUAUAUGCUCUAGCUCAAGCGUGGGUUCUUAUCAUAUGCAAGGUCUGCACACCCUUUAGAGGUUGCUGAAGAAGCUAGACAAUAAGGGCAAGUUUUACCUUAGCAACGAUGUCAAGCAUAUCUAAGCUUCGGUGUAUAACAGUUGAUGUUACGGGAACUCUGAUAGCAUACAAAGGAGAACUCGGGGACUACUAUUGCAUGGCUGCCAAAGCCGUCGGAUUGCCUUGUCCAGAUUACAAGCGAAUGCAUGAAGGCUUCAAGGCUGCAUAUACUGACAUGGCAAAAAAAUAUCCAUGUUUUGGCCAUGCUGCAAAGAUACCCAAUGUUGAUUGGUGGCACUCUUGUGUUAAAGAUUCAUUCAUCAAGGCAGGGUAUGAUUAUGAUCAGGAAACAUUUGAGAAGGUGUUCAAGCGCAUCUACUCGGUUUUUGGUUCUGCUGCACCAUAUACUGUCUUUCCUGACUCUCAACCUUUCCUUAGAUGGUUACGUGAGAGAGGACUCAUUGUGGGGAUUGUGAGUAAUGCUGAAUACCGGUAUAAGGAUGUUAUCCUCCCAGCUUUGGGGUUGAAUCAGGGAUCGGAAUGGGACUUUGGGGUGUUCUCUGGUAUUGACGGAGUGGAGAAGCCUAACCCUCGGAUAUAUGAGAUAGCACUGGAGAAGGCAGGGAAUAUUGCACCGCAUGAGGUGCUACAUAUAGGAGACAGUAUGCGCAAGGACUACCUGCCUGCCAAGAGCGUUGGCAUGCAUGCAUUGCUCCUGGACAGAUUUAAGACACCAGAUGCUGAGAAUUGGAAAAUGUCGGGUGCUAUUGUUCUACCUGAUCUUGUAGCCACACAGGCUUGGCUCUCUGGUGAAGAAGAGGACAUAAAGAAAAAACCAAUAAAUGUAGCUUGAAACAAUGCCUUGUCACCAUAGAAAUGUGGUUGACUAAGGCUAAAUUAUCAGUAUGGACCACAGGUUGCAGAUAACCUGUUUCCGUGAAUGUGGUUUCCACUGCAUUUAAUACUGGGUUUUGAAUCAAUAUAUUGCUUAAUUGUAAAAGAAUCAAAUGGGAUUGGAAGCAAGGAGUGUAAGUACUUGUAUUAUAAGCUUUUUGUUUUGCAAGUCUCUUGAAACAUUUCUGAGAGAGAGAUCUCUGCUGGUCACCAUAUAUGCUUCCUUUUUGUAAAAAAAUAUUUAUCGAAUUAUUAUUGCACCUGUACAAUUUCACA